AACGCCCCUGGUUAAUCAAGAAGAUCAACUGGGCAGGCCUCAUUGGUUUGGACCAACUUGACCAAAUUCGAAUGUGCAAUUGAAUUCCUGCAAAUUAAUCCUGGUUCAACAACUCUUCACUUCUUCCGUUCUUCACCGUCAAAGUCUCAAAGAGCAGAGCGACAGAGCGAGAGCUAUGUACUCAUGGUUUCGUCGGACCCUCUCAAGAAGUAGCAGCAGCAACGACAACGAAAACACCCAGAAACUGGAAACUUCGAUUAAUUCCAAUAGAGAUGAAGAAUUUUAUGGGGUUACUCGUCAAUUGAUCGAAUUCAUCAAAUCCUUUAAUCUAGACACCUUCAAGAAUUUCUCAAUCCCAGAGGAGGAAAAUGGUGGAACCCAAACGACUUCAAGUGGAGUUAGGGUGGAUUUAUCGGAGUGGCAACAGCAGCAUGCUACCAUUAUUCUCUCAAAAGUCAAGGAAUUAUCACAACUAAGAUACAUGUUAUGCCCUCGUCACAUGAAGGAACGCCAAUUUUGGAGAAUAUAUUUCAGCCUUGUUAAAAGCUACGUGACAGAGUACGAGCUGCAGGCUAUACGGCUUGAUAAACUCAGAAAGAUAGCUACAGAGAAUGAGAAAGUCUCGGAUACAAAUGGAAUUGAACUCGAAAUGACAGAGGCAAAGCAGUCAAGCAGCUCAGCUCCUACUUGAGAAAAUCAUCAAACCAAGCAGUGGUUUGUCUCCUUAGAAAGGUACAAUUACCGCAAAAUCUCGUAUUUGUUUCUCAGAAGCAAUUCAAAGGGGGUAAAUUUUGAAGGAACCAGAUGAGCUGUUUCACCCAUGAAUGAAUUAAUGAUCAGAUGUAUGGGCCUAUCUUGUACCUGGUUUGUCACAUAUACAACACAGUGUAUCAUCCUCCCGUAAAAAAUGUUAUAUGUUCCCCCCUCUAUUCUUCGGGUUAUUGAGGAUAUGAGGUGGGGGAGGGUUGAUAAUGGAAAAUGUGUCAUUUAUUUGGCCUCCCCACUCUGUCCUGAAAAUGUAUCAUUAUGAAUCACUUGUUAACGCAGAUAAACACGGAGAUUUGCAGAUUGUUAUGACAUUAAAGACAAAAUAGUGCUAACUCUCUUCUCUUAGCUUAA
Spinacia oleracea (spinach) is the source of this 1119-nucleotide messenger RNA. RefSeq lists its product as uncharacterized. NCBI's taxonomy places the organism in Eukaryota, Viridiplantae, Streptophyta, Magnoliopsida, Caryophyllales, Amaranthaceae. The transcript has 4 exons. The coding region runs from base 176 to 691 and encodes 171 amino acids. The record is from RefSeq and is a predicted model, not a curated record.